AUGGCCCAAGCUCGUCUCGUAGCCUUUGAGCAGCCGGCUGGCAGCAAGCAGUAUAUGUAUGUCAGUGUCACUCGUUAUUACCCUCACCGUGUCUUCCAGUCGUCGUACUUGAAACUUUCCAAGUUCGAUGUGCUGGCAAGAAGUCUAGGCAAGGCGCAGUGCCCCAGCCUCGUGAUGCAUCCACGAUCUGCCGCGUGA
Molecule: messenger RNA, 198 nt
Organism: Cordyceps militaris CM01
Lineage: Eukaryota; Fungi; Ascomycota; Sordariomycetes; Hypocreales; Cordycipitaceae
Exons: 3
Coding region: 1-198 (65 amino acids)
Source: RefSeq, a predicted model, not a curated record